Messenger RNA from Salvelinus fontinalis (brook trout), 3804 nucleotides. RefSeq lists its product as uncharacterized. The transcript has 8 exons. Bases 417 to 3137 code for a protein of 906 amino acids. NCBI's taxonomy places the organism in Eukaryota, Metazoa, Chordata, Actinopteri, Salmoniformes, Salmonidae. The record is from RefSeq and is a predicted model, not a curated record.
CCAGUGAAGGUCACUACAUCUGUAAUGGAAACGUAUUUCCAAAUUGCCCCAAUAAUCGUGUCAGAUGUAAAUGCAGCUGUUUGCUCCGCCCCUUGUGGUAUAUUGUAAAACCGUGUACAGUUGAGGACCACUCAAUAUCGCAGUUUUGUUUCCACGGAGACGCGUCUAGGGGGGAAAAAGAGGGGAGAGAGAGCACGGGGAGACAGACGGCGGGAUUACGCUCAGACAGACACGAUGCGCGCUUUGGGUGAAUCGCGACCAUAAACCAUUUCCUGGUAAGACGGUCAACUGUCACACCGACUCGACGCCAGCAGAAGAAAAACAGUCCCUUGAGGAUAGCAACAACCGAUGUUUCAUGCAUCUCUGUCCACAGAAUAAGUUGAUUGACAAGCCUGUCGUCUAAUCGAAUCGUCGCCAUGAUUGCAACAGGGGGCCUCCUGCGUAUAAACCGGCGCCAGGACUCCCAGCACUCUAAGAACCAAGCUGAGAACAAGAGGAAACGAGCCAAGGGAAAGAAGAACCAUGUAGUGGUGGUGAAGGGGAAUCUCAACCUGUGUUCCCGGCCUGGGCUGGUGGCCACGGUGGGAGUGGUGGUGUUGAUGCUUGGGAUGGCCAUGGCUGUACUGGGCUACUGGCCACAUGAAGGCCACAGCCAGGGGUAUGCAUCCAGGGUAUCACCAGCGGAGGAGCAGAGAGACAACGGCAGGAUGAGCUACUCUAAGAGCCGCCUGGUGUCUGUCACCUGGGACAAUAAUAAGGACAACAACACAGCCAAUCAGACUCUUGGGGACUUGACCAACCAGACUGUUGGGGAGUUGACCAACCAGACUGUUGGGGAAAUGACCAACCAGACUGUUGGGGACUUGACCAACCAGACUGUUGGGGAGUUGACCAACCAGACUGUUGGGGAGUUGACCAACCAGACUGUUGGGGACUUGACCAACCAGACUGUUGGGGAGUUGACCAACCAGACUGUUGGGGACUUGACCAACCAGACUGUUGGGGACUUGACCAACCAGACUGUUGGGGACUUGACCAACCAGACUGUUGGGGAGUUGACCAACCAGACUGUUGGGGACUUGACCAACCAGACUGUUGGGGACUUGACCAACCAGACUGUUGGGGACUUGACCAACCAGACUGUUGGGGAGUUGACCAACCAGACUGUUGGGGAGUUGACCAACCAGACUGUUGGGGAGUUGACCAACCAGACUGUUGGGGAGUUGACCAACCAGACUGUUGGGGACUUGACCAACCAGACUGUUGGGGAGUUGACCAACCAGACUGUUGGGGACUUGACCAACCAGACUGUUGGGGAGUUGACCAACCAGACUGUUGGGGACUUGACCAACCAGACUGUUGGGGACUUGACCAACCAGACUGUUGGGGAGUUGACCAACCAGACUGUUGGGGACUUGACCAACCAGACUGUUGGGGACUUGACCAACCAGACUGUUGGGGACUUGACCAACCAGACGAGUGUCGAGUUGAUGAACCAGACAAGUGUUGUUGUCAAUGGAAGUUUACCUGUACCUGUUAAUGCUAGUGUACUUGUAUCGGUAUCUACCCCUCCUAUACCUUCAGGUGGGUUACUCUCUGAGUUCUUGGACAACUAUCUGUACUCAGACAACCUGAAGGUGUUUGGGCCUUUAGUCAUGGGGAUAGGCAUAUUUAUCUUCAUCUGCGCAAACGCCGUGCUUCACGAGAACAGAGACAAGAAGACCAAAGUCAUCAACCUCAGAGAUAUCUACUCCACGGUCAUCGACCUCCACAGCACACGGACCAAGGACUACUCGCCGAGUAACGGACUGGUCGACUACGUACAGUCCAGAGGGUCUUUCAACCCCGGUGGAAUGCUAGAGCUUGGUUGCGGCUCCUGGCUUUCCAAUACCGGGUCCGGCCACCAGGGGGAGUCCGUCAGCACUGAGCAGCAGUCCAGACGACCAUCGAUGGCUGGGAGGCAGCGUAGCUGGUCUAGAGACAACCAGAUAUUCACAGACACUGUCUACAGUAUCUCCAGGGACCAAAAGCGCAGGUGUUCGGAGCAGGUGCCCUACCCGAGACACUGGGACUCAGAGCAGGCCUCACACCCCAGUCAGUGGGACUCAGAGCAGGCGUCACACCCCAGUCAGUGGGACUCAGAGCAGGCCUCACACCCCAGUCAGUGGGACUCAGAGCAGGCCUCACACCCCAGGCAGUGGGACUCAGAGCAGGCCUCGCACCCCAGGCAGUGGGACUCAGAGCAGGCCUCGCACCCCAGGCAGUGGGACUCAGAGCAGGCCUCGCUCCCCAGGCAGUGGGACUCAGAGCAGGCCUCGCUCCCCAGGCAGUGGGACUCAGAGCAGGCCUCGUUCCCCAGGCAGUGGGACUCAGAGCAGGCCUCGCUCCCCAGGCAGUGGGACUCAGAGCAGGCCUCGCUCCCCAGGCAGUGGGACUCAGAGCAGGCCUCGCACCCCAGGCAGUGGGACUCAGAGCAGGCCUCGCUCCCCAGGCAGUGGGACUCAGAGCAGGCCUCGUACCCCAGGCAGUGGGAGGGUAUAGGCUCCAUCGUCUCUUCAUCUGUCAAAGCUUUCAAGCUCCCUGUCAUCAAACUGAACAACUGUGAGGUGGAGGAGAAGGGGGUACAGGCCGAGAGAGUGGAGACAGAGGGGUGCUUGGUGGAGGAGGAGGGGGGACAGACCCGAGAGCGAGGAGACAGAAUGGUGCUUGGUGGAGGAGGAAGGGUGAUGAUGGAGAUGGGGUCUCGCCUGUCACUCAACUCCCUCUCCUGCCCGGGGGGGACCAGGUUGGCACGACGAUGCAGCCUCAGCGUAACUGUCUGUCGUCAAGGCAGCAGGGCCCGGCGGCUCAGCUGUCCACGUCUGGAGAGGUCGAACAGUAAGCGAUACAUCAAACUGGAAACCAUGGGCGGAGAGUCCUUCGAGGCAGUGGAUGUAGCAACUUCCUGUGUGCCCGACUCGAACCAGGAAGAGGAAAGGGAGGUAGCAGUAGUUCAGGGAGAAGAAGAAGAAGGAGGGGGAGUAACAGUCAAUCUUAGCUCUUCUUUAUCUGAACUCUACUGUAAUCCCCAGCUCUUCAACAGAGGAACCCUAAAUAGUUGUGCCUUGGCAUGUUAUCAUUUAGACGGAUAUCAAUAGGUAAAGACAGUGCUCAAACCCUGUCUAGAAUCAAGGUGCGGCCUAAAGGAACUCGGGAGAUCAGAGGCGAGGGUGUGAUCAGAGUGGCCCCCAGCUCUUCAACAGAACUCUAGACACAUAUGACAUGUCUUGUCAUGUUAUCGUUUCUAGAUAGAACCCUGUCUUUCCUAUGUGUUUGGGAUCGAGGUUUCUACUGUAGCUGGAUCUACACAGUUGAUGGGAAUAGAACGUGGACGCUGGUAUAUAUAUAUAUAUAUAUAAGAUCAUUUUUUUUUUAGGUCUGAAAGCCGUGGACACCGUUGACUUUCAGAUCACUUUCAUUAGGUUUGAGUAAUAACAUGCUCGAAUCUAGGUUGUGCCUUUAGAUUUUGAGAAAAUUAACAACUAAGGAAUAAUUUUCAACGUCUCUCAUUGACUUCUCGAAACUCAAAUCCCGGCCUGGUCCGUUUGGUCUGUUGCUCAAGCGUUCCCGGAAAUCUCGCGAUGUUGCGUAUCUGGGUUUAAAAACUCUGUGGUCGUAGUGCCUGUAAAAACUUCCCACCGAAGCAAGGCAGUUGUGAAGAAAACAAUUCUGCGAGCAGCGUCGCACUGUCGGAAAUCCUUCUCCUUUGGGACAGUUUUGUCACAUCUGGGGUCGUGAAAGGGUUGUGCGAGGGUUUCUGAAAGA